AUUUAUAGGAUCAAUCAAGUGUGUUUUGCUAUUAUCUCAUGCUGAUGAUUUUGAAUAGUAAUCUAUUUUGUAGUUGAUUAUUCACUUCAAUGAAAAGCUUUAGAUGCGUUCUAAGUGUAGUUAGAUUUUGGUUAGAUUGGAUACCAUGGGAAAAGGCUUUGUAGAUGUUACCAAAUCGCCGCUUGCACUAAACUACUGCGUUACUUUUGAGUAGCCACUCCUCUAAUACCAAGAGGUUUAGUAGAAUGUUCGGCUAAUAUAACUGAGAUAUGUCUAAACGCCCAGUGCGCUCACAUACGAUUUCUAAAUCAUGCAAAAUACAACCUAAUACUCAGGUUACACUUGAACGGGUAAUAGGUUUUACGUUGAAUAGUAACUGCGCAGUUGCAUUUUCUGAUAAAACUGGCCUUAUCGCUCAUGCUGCUGGAUGUGUGACGGUUCUUCAUUCAUUUGAAAAUGAACGACAACAAUUUAUACAAAGUCAAAGUCGUAAAGCUAUCACAGCAGUGGAUUUUAGUUCAGAUGGAAAAUAUUUAGCCACGGGAGAGUCAGGUCAUCAACCAAUGGUUCGACUAUGGAAUGUGUCAGAUCAUUGUCAACUAUCUGAAUUCGGUGGUCAUCAUUUUCGUGUAGCAGCCGUACGUUUUAGCCCGAACGAUCAAUAUUUAGUUAGUGUUGGCAGUCAAGAAGAUCAUACUCUAUAUGUAUGGGAUAGACACAGUGGACAAAGAGUAGCCAGUGCAAAAGUUACAAGUCGGAUCUAUGGAGUUGCUUUCAGUCCAACGGGACAAUUUUUUGUUACAGUUGGUGUACGUUAUGUUCGUUUUUGGUAUUUAGAAAAUAAACGUAAUAAAAUUCGUGAAACUCUACCACUUCAUGGAAGAAAUGCUAUUUUAGGUGAUAUGUUCAACAGUGUGUUUACUGAUGUAUGCUGUGUUAAUUCCUCCUCGUCGUCGUCUUCUUCUUCGCCUCCUUUAUCAUCAUCCUGUACUUUGUCUUCCUCUAAUCCCGGUUCUACUCAAAUUCAUUCUGCUAAAUUGAAAUCUUCAACAGGAGGCGAAGGAAAGGAUCGUGAAGAUGUAACAAAUAAUAACAGUGGUAAAGUUGCAUCAGCAUCAUCAUCAUCGUCUCCAGGUAUCGCCUCUACAACAACAACAUCAACCACAACAUCUACUACUUUGACAUUAGUCGUAAAUACAGCUGGUCGUUUAAUACAAUUUAAUGGUCAAAGAGAUUUAGACAAAUGGGUUGAUUUAAAAACUUCUAGAGCAAACUGUAUUUCAACAAGUGGUUCAUGGGUAACUGUUGGUUGUACUACCGGUGUUUGUCUAUUGUUUGAAGCUGAAAGUUUACAAUUUAUAGCUAAACUUCCUUUACCUCAUACGUUGGGUUCUAGUUUGCAACUUUUUCCAGAAGUUAUCUCAAGCGGGUUGAAUGUAAAUGAAUCUAUUUACCCUGAUAUUAUUGCAAUUAAAUUGGAUUGUAUACGUAAUCGUAUAAUUUGUUUUUAUAAUGAUCAUAGUAUUCAUGUAUGGGAUAUGCAUGACUUAACAACAAUCAAUAAAUGUCGGUCGCAUUAUUACCAUAGUCGAGGUAUUUGGUCAGUGGAUUGUUUACCGGAACAAUGGCGACAGAAUAAUGAUAACAAUAAUAUUAAUAAUACGAUUCCAUUAAAUCAUUUACCAUCUUGGUGGUCAAAUGAUAUGUUUGUUACAUGCUCUGAUGAUGGAACUAUUCGAUUUUGGAAUCUUCCUGCAAAUCGUCAGUCGACAACAAAUAGUCUUACUGAUAAUGGAAUUAGAUUGUCAACAAGUGUUCCAGCUAAUUCAGAAUUUAUAGGAUCUACAACGUUCGAAUGUACAGAACAACUUGCUGGCAUUAUAUACACCGAUCCAAGUCUAAAAUAUCUAUGUACUAGUGAUCGUUCUUCAAUUGAAAUUACCUUGUCUAAAUUAGAAGGUGGGAUAGGCCUGUUAGGUGGACCAGGUUUUGUACCUGGUACAAAUGAUCUGGGACAGAUUGAUUCUGCACUUCAAUCACCUGCAUCACCAUCACGUCCAUCAAUCAGUGAACAUUUUCAGUUGAUUUCUAGUUUAACGUCUUCAUCUAAUACUGUUGGUUCUUGUAAUACUAAUAAUAAUAAUAGUAGUAGCAGUACUACUGCUACUACCACUAUCGGAUCAAAUGGUGUUCGUACCAUUUGUAUUAGUCCUGAUGGUCGUCAUUUAGCAGCUGGUGAUCGUGAUGGUAGUCUACGAGUUUACUCUUUGGAGACAUUGAAAUUAUGUUAUCAAAUACCUGCUCAUGACAAUGAAAUUCUAUCGUUGAAUUUCUUUCAAUCAUAUUCAGUACCUCAACUUUUAUUGUUAUGCUCUGCAUCACGUGAUCGUAUGAUUCAUAUAUUUGAUCCGAAUAAAGAAUAUUCUCGUGUACAAACAAUAUCUGAUCACUCAGGUGCUAUAUUUUCUGCAAAAAUUAUUGAAACAGAUGAUGGUGAAAUUCGUUUAAUCUCUUGUGGUAUGGAUAAAUCAUUAUUAUUUAGAAUACUUGAACCUGAUGAAUCCGGUCAAACAGCACAUUUUGCACUUGAACAUCAUUUAGUUGGACGUCAUUCUCAAUUAGACGCUGCUAUUACACCAAUGUUACCUAGUUCAAUAGAAAAUCGAAUAAAUUCCACGAAUCGAAAACGUUAUUUAGCCGUUGCAUGUCAAGAUAGAAGGUUACGAAUUUAUAAUGUUGUCACUGCACGUCCUAUACGAUGUUAUCGUGGAAGUUAUACUGAAGAUGGUUUUCUAGUUCGUUGUUCAAUUGACCCAACUGGAUCACUUAUUGCAACUUCAGGUUCAGAUAAACAGUUGAAUAUAUUUCAUUUACUCACGGGUGAAUCAAUCGCUACAUUAUACGGUCAUUCAGAAAUGUGUUUAGGCUUAAAAUUUCUGCCUAAUCUACGUUAUUUAAUAUCGGUUAGCGCUGAUAGUUGUAUAUUUGUUUGGCGUUUAUCAACAAAUUUAGCACAAUAUUUACAUGAACGUAUCACUACAUCAUGUAUGUUGAAAAAUAUAUUGGGCAAUUCCAUUAGUUAUCCUCAAUUAGAUGGAAUUCCAUUAGAAAUGACGAAUACAAGACUAAAAAGUGGUAGAGAAGAUAGCCAUGGUUUGUUAAAUAUUAAUUGUUCCGAUUAUUCUCAUAUUCUUAAUGAUGAUAAUGUUGAUGUUGACACUAAACGAAAUAUGACAUCUCGAAAAUAUACUAGUAAACACAACAACAGUAAUAAUAAUGAUGACGGUGUUCUAAAUGAUUGUAACAGUAUGUUAUACAACAGUGAAAUGAAUGAAUAUGAGAAUGAUGUUGACGAUGAUAAUGAUCUCGAUAACUAUGGUGAUGAUGAUGAUAAUGACGUAACAUCAUUUAGUCAAACAAUGCCUCCGUCUGAAUGGAAUGAAUCACUCGCAGAAUAUGAUAAAAUUGAGAACUUGGAUGAUGAUGAUGAUGAUGAUGAUGAGAAUGCCGAUGAUGAUAAUCAUGGGGAAGAUAGUGAAUUUGACGCGUUUCCUUUAGACGAUGUAUUAUCAGUUAAUGUUACAAAUCCUGUUACUUUUCAAAUGAAUCAUUUGAUGAAUAAGCGUAUUGUAAUGAAACAUAAAUCUGUUGUCGACAAUAAUAAUAAGAAUAUUUUGUCUGCCAAUCACUUGAUUAAAUCUCAAGUUUCCUCUUCCACUACUACUACUACUACUACUAAUUGUAGUGGUGGUAGUAGUGCAGCUACAAAUUCCGUCAAUCAAAAUAGUAAUGACAAUGAUAUUAAUGGCAGUAGUAGUAAUCGUAAUGCGGGAAAGAAGCCGGAAUUCUAUUUUAGUGUUAGCGCACUUCCAGCUUGGGCACGUAGAAAGCUGAGUCGUCGUGAAUCAGUGACCAUUACCCCAACCUCUUUGACACAGGUUUUGAAUAGUGAAUUUGACGUGAAUGGAUCAGAUUCAGCUAGUCAAACCUCUGUAGGAAGUGGUCCAAUAUUGCCUGUAUCGACUAGAUGUUCUGGUUCCCAUGAAACAAUACCUAACUGUGUUUAUCCAUUGUCAUCAUCAGUCACAGCAGCAAACAGAAAAUCAAAAUUUACUCGUGUUCGUGGCAAAACAUCAACUGACGACAUUUCUAAAAGAGAUAUAUUAACACCAGUGUCUUGUGCUACCACUACUACUGUUGUAUCAUCAUCUGUUUCACAAUCGACAAUCUCAACCAAUAACCAUAAUCAUACACUUCAUUCACAAAUGUCUCGAUCAGAAUACAACACUAGAGAAUAUUUUCAUUUUCAUCCGAAUGAUGAAAUCAAUUCUAACGAACAAAUAAUUCAUGAAAGAAAAAACAAUUGGUUUACGCGUGCUGUUUCCGCUCCGGACACACCUCGUUCUUGGAAAAAGGAUGCUUAUAGCGUAGAUAAUAAACGAAAUAUGGUAACAACAGGAUUAACAGCAACAACGACUACUACUAUAAGAACACGGAAGAUAAUUGACAGUUCUGCCAAAAAACUUUAUCCUACUCAAAGAACUGUGGAAGCAUCUUCCAUCAAUCGAGUCUCUACGCAAAAUAGACCUAAGGACUUGGCUUUAGAACAGUUCACACCACCAACACAUACCUAUGAAGUUUGUGCUAAUCGAUUAUUAAUAAAUGAGUCGAUUGCUGGUGGAGAUUGUCCGAACGCAUUGCCAUUAUUUAACAGACCUAAAAAUAAAUCAUCUCAACAACGGUCUUACUCGGCUACACAACUAAUUCCCUCAAGUUCUCCUACACAACAUAAUCCUCCUCCUUCUACAAUUGUUGAUGAUUCUGUUAGUCUAUAUUCAACAAAUAGUUUACAUCAUUUUCUUGAUGAUACGAAUGCGAAUCGUGCUUUGAAUUACAAUUAUGGUGAUCGUUGUCAACAGCGUAAUCAGUUGAAGGAUUUACGUGCUUCUGUGGAUAUAACUUCAAAGGCUUUAUUGAUGUCAUCAAAAUCAUCAUCAGGUUAUCAUGAUUCGAAGAAUCGUUUACUUGCUGUCAAAAAAUAUUCUUCGCAAUAUCUUACUAACACGCAAGAGACAAAUUCUCGAAUGAACAGUGAAUCUGUGCCCAGGAGCUCAACACAUAAUCUAAACUCAACUUUGUCUCAAUUUCAACCAGACGAUUUGGAUUCAUGUAGGUCAGCUGUCGAAUCACUUCAUGCUCUUCGUGUAGCCUUAGAUUUGGCUAUUAGUCGAUUAGCUAAAUUAUCUUGUUAUAAUCAUAAAAGUGAAGAACACACAAAUCUAUGUCAAAUUGUUACUGAACAACUUGAAUGGAGAUUUUCACGUUUACGUGCUAUGCUUGGUCUAUCACCAGUUUGUGUUGAAGCACCAGUGGCUCGUGUAUUAAUUGCAGAUAUUGUAGAACGCUUAAUUCCAGAGUUAAAAUCAGCUUCUUCAAUGCUAGACAGUGCAGACGCUUUAAACAGCAAUACUAAUAUUGACAAUGUAGAUAUUGAUAAUCCAGAUAAUCAAGUAAACAUUGAAAAUAAAUCACAAUUCCAAAAAGCAAUGAAUUUGUCCGAUACUUCUGGAUAUAAGAUGACCGAAAUGAAUGACAAUUCAACUAUCACCAAUCAUAAAACUGUGAAUAUUAUUAAUCGCGAUGGUUAUAUUGACAAUAAUAAUAAUAAAUCGAGGGAUGGGAAAAUGAGGAACGAAAUUCAUUAUAAAGAACAUGAUGAUGAUAAUGCUGAUCGUGACGACAAUGAUGAUAUUCAUGAAACAUUUAUACAAGAAAAUAAGACUCUCGAAACUAUCUGAAGAAAAAGUUACCAUACUUCGGUCUUUCUGUACUUGUUUUUUUUCUGUUAAUUUUGUAUUUAUUGUUUUUAUUCGACGUUUUUUUUAAUGAAAUAACAACUCUAUUAAUGGUGUGUACAUACUACUUAUUUUUCAUUUUAUUAUUGAAUUCAAUAAACUUUUCACUAUUUGAAUUUUUUUCUAAUUAUCAAAUAUUGGACAAACGGAAACAAACACUUUUUGAAAUAUAAUAUAGCAGAUACUACUUAUAUGCAUUUAGCGCCUUUUUUCAAAAUCUUAUUCAGCGUAAUUUGUCAAGAGUGAAUAUAACUUGUUUUGGUGUGUAAGUAUAGUGUUACCUAUAAUAUCGCGUUUCAUUGGAUAACUGUUGAUUGGCCAUACUACUACGACUACUACUGAUAAUAAUAAUAAAAUUCACAAUCCUUUUACCUAUUUAUUGACAUGUUCAUGUACAUAUAUAUAUAUAUAUAUAUAUAUAUAUAUAUAUAUAUAUAUGCGCACAAUGUUACGCUUACUAUUCUCUCAAAUUGUCGUCAAAAAAAGCCUUUAAUUUUCUUCCUGUAAUACUCACUAUGUUUAUUCUUAGUUGUUAUUUGGAUGCAUUUCAUUGUGAAUUGAUAAAGUACAUUAUGUACACAGUGAACAAAUAAUCUUUAUCUUUGCAUGUUUACCAACUUACAUCCGUCGGUUUAAUCAACUAGACAUAAUGUUAAAUAUACCCUGCCAUUAUUUCUGUUUUGUAUACAUAUAUAUAUUUCUUUUAUAUUUUGUUUAGUUCUAAAUCAAUAUUUUUAUUUAUUUAUUUAUUAUCUCUUUUUAAAGAAUUUUCUUUACCUAAACUUUCAACCUAACUGAAUACUGUUGUGUAUGUAUAUACUUAGUAACUUUUUUUCAGUACACUACCGUUUCGUAUUUGUAUCUGUGUAUAUGUGUAAGUUGACUAUAUGUAUUUGCAUAUACAUAUUGAAACCUCCUUCGAUUGCUUACUUUAUCCACUCUUCUUUGUUUCUGAUUUAAUUACUUAAUAAUAACUAUCUAUUCAUUGAAAUUAUUGGGGAUUUAUUUCUCAAUGAUGAUUUGUAGAGAAAAAAACUUACUGAUGUACACACAUACAUUAGUAAUUUUAUAAUUAUAUUUUAAAAAGAAGAAAAAACGAAUUAUAAUAGGAGAUAUGUGUUUUCUUUCAUGAAAAUCAUAGUAAUUAUAAUAUAUAUAGAAACAAUUUCUUCUAUUUGAAUAUUACUAAGUGUGUAAUCUUCGCCAACGUCCUGGAUUUCUGGUAAGUCUUGUCGAUUAAACGCUAUAUUCGGAUCCUAAGGUAGUCUUGUACCCCUAGCUGUAAGCUAGAGCUACACAGCGACUUGAACACGAGAGAAAAGGCACAAAAUAUGCGGGAAGCAAUUUACUCCAAAUGUUCAUUUAUGUACAGAAAAUAAAAAGGGUUUUUA
Schistosoma rodhaini is the source of this 7246-nucleotide messenger RNA. Lineage: Eukaryota; Metazoa; Platyhelminthes; Trematoda; Strigeidida; Schistosomatidae. The record is from the annotation of a GenBank genome assembly.